AUGCCCAGGGGCCGGGAUGCCUGGGUCCUCCGCGCGGGAGGGGCGUGGGCCCAUGGAGCCGCCGGCCUGGCGGCCUCUGCGCCUUUCCAUUGGCUGCGCCGCUCGUCCGUUAGCGCCGCCAGGCCCAAUGCGCGCACGCAGGGGGCGGGCGCUGGUGCUGAUGCUGCCGUCAGUCGGUGUUGCAGGGAUGCGGCGGCGGGAGCAGCCGCCCUGACUCGCGGAGCAUCCUCCUCCGAGCGGCACCGCGGCGGGCCGGGCGGGGACGCGGUGGGGAGCGAGUGGCUCGAGGCAGCCGACGCCGCCGGCCCCGGUUGUGUCACCCGCCAGAGACGGGGCGGCUCCGGGGUUCUGAUCCCCACCCUUCAGUUCCUGGAGCCCCCAGACCAGGUACGGGGGGCGGAGGGGGGUGCUGCGGCGGCGGAGAUGGGCGGGGGGCGGGAGCCGAUCGGCGGAGGGGAGCGAUCAGAGGGGCGGGGGAGGCUGGGAGGAUAG
This is a messenger RNA of Pipistrellus nathusii (Nathusius's pipistrelle), 492 nucleotides long. NCBI's taxonomy places the organism in Eukaryota, Metazoa, Chordata, Mammalia, Chiroptera, Vespertilionidae. The record is from the annotation of a GenBank genome assembly.